This is a messenger RNA of Vittaforma corneae ATCC 50505, 390 nucleotides long. RefSeq lists its product as uncharacterized. NCBI's taxonomy places the organism in Eukaryota, Fungi, Microsporidia, Nosematidae. The transcript has a single exon. The record is from RefSeq and is a predicted model, not a curated record. Bases 1 to 390 code for a protein of 129 amino acids.
AUGUUUGAAAGAUGUGUGAUACGAUUUAUGGCUGAUAAAUCCAAGAAGCUAAGGGACGAAGUGCUCUGCUUACUGGUAAAACACCAGUUUCCAGGAUUUUCAGGAGACUUCCCCCAGCUUCUAAUCUCUGAUGCGAUGAAGACUGGUGGAGCGUUCAUAAUUCUGUACGUUGAGGAGUUUAAAAGGUUCUUUGAAGUUCAUUCUGGACUAUUUGGAAAAAAUGGGCAGGAAGAAUCCUACUUCAAAGCUUUAUUUUAUGCAUUUUCUAACUUUGACGACUUUUGGAUUGGCAUUUCCAAUACAGUUAGUGUGGCUGAUUUAGGCCUUAAAAAUACUUUAAAAGCUGCGAUAGAAACGAACUAUCCUGAAAAGCUAAGUCUGCUUAGAUAG